Molecule: messenger RNA, 912 nt
Organism: Pocillopora damicornis (cauliflower coral)
Lineage: Eukaryota; Metazoa; Cnidaria; Anthozoa; Scleractinia; Pocilloporidae
Source: RefSeq, a predicted model, not a curated record
UUGAUUGUGGUUAUUGUUUCAGGAUAUUUUCCACACCUUGGAAUGUUGAACCAGCUGAUAACACUGAGUCAUCAGCUGAACAGUGAUGCCUUCAACCUCACCAAUCAUAAAUACAUGGCUCAUCAGACUGCGCUGCUUUAUCAAUCUGUAAAUCAGGCCGGCACUCUGAUGAUGGACUACAAAAAGAAUAUUGAGUCAAAUUUCAAAAGUUUGAAAGCUGGUCUGGUACCAAAAGACAAAGAUUCUGUUCCAAGGUUACCCCAUGAACAAAAAGAAUGGAUUAACAAUGUCACAGCCAAUAUUCUGGAUGAUGUGCAGUCCUUGCCCCCAGGUCUUACCCAGCCUAUGAUAUCAGCCAUGACCUUUGUGGAGCAACAGAGACAAUGAAUAAAUAGUUUGUUAUUUGUUUAGUUUACAUUUAACUCCUGAUGUAAUCUUUUGGCUACAAAUUAUAUUAUUAUGUACUGUGUUUACCGGCAGAUAGGCUGCAGUAUUUUCGGAAAAAUGGGGCCAAAUUUAGGGGUGUGGCUAAAUCAACAGUACAAGCUUUUUGGCACCUCAUUAAUAUGCACAAUAGCUCAAGAAUUUUAUACUUAAAAUUGUUCCUCUUCUUAUUACCCAACAUUGCUUUCACAUUGAGUCAGCAAUCAUUCACUGUGUACAGCUAUAUACUUAGUCCAUAUUUUCGAAGAAUCUUGGUCCUCUCCAUAGCAAUGAGCACAUCAAGUUUUCCAAGCUGUUUCUUGUUUGAGGAAGUCCAGUACAGCUUGCAUGGGGGCAAUAAAAUACAUGCUGCAUACAUGCCUGUUUGGUUAUGUAUAGAUAAACAAAAUCACUUAUAAAUGUCACUCAAAUUAAGAAUAAUUAACUAUUGUACAGUUUUCAACAGUUUAAACAGUUAUGCUAUAUGCC